AGGGAAUUCUCGUUGAGAACAGCGAAAAAAUGAGGCGUUUGUGUGUUUAUUAUCAGUCGUAUAUUCAGUGGUAUUUCCUCAUGAGAGAAAGUGAAUGUUUUAGUGUUUUUUAGAAGUACGUAAGAAGAUAUACAUAUAUUAUAUUCGUAGGUGAUUUUUUUGUAGUUUAUUGAAAGGGAAGUCAGUAAUUUGUUGCAAAAGAUGACUGAAAGUGUACCCUUUUAAAGUUUUAAAAAUGCAGUAAGCAAUCACAUACUGGUAGUCGAUGUUUUGAUAGACAGGAACACUGAUAAAUGAAAGGAGGUCGUUAAGCUCGUUUGUUUAGCAUUUUGUAAGGCAUAAGGGAUCCGACAGUCUCGUCCAUCAGUUUCUUAAAGGAAAUCAGACUUCAUCCUCUCUAAUGAGUACUUUGUCCGAUAUUUCCACAAUACAUACCUGAUUUUUGUGUGUUCCGUGAGAAAUUUUAAAAUGCGUCCCAGAUUUUAUUCACACCUUAAAAACCUGGUCCUUCUGAGCAAAUUAACGCACAAGCUUCUCAUACUGUGAAAUGUGUAAACACUGUGCUGUUUCAUUUCUCUGAACUGAAAGGCACAGUUUUUUAAGUAUUCGAGAAUGAGAGCUUGUGUUAUCUAAAUACUUAAGUUUUGUUUUUUUAUAUAGUACGUAUUUUAUAUUUAAUAAAAGCGUCAGUCAUGUACUAUAUCUGCCUUUGCUGUUGUUAUGCUAUUUAAAUUUUAACAUGACUAGAAUUGUACUAAUUUGAUUUACAUGUAUUAGGAGUCCCACCUGAAGACAUGUGGCAGCAAAUAUGAACCACCAGCAUCACUACACAGCAGACCAAGUGAUUAUUAUGCAGUUGAAUUAAGGUAAACCACACAGAAGUGAACAGCACGAUGUCUUCUGACACAAAUGAUGUCGCAGACCUCGCCAAAGAAGUGGGUAAAGAUACCGAGCGAAGACCUUCCGAAAAUCAGCAAAAUGAUGUCCAAGCAGGACAGACACAGUCUCUCUCAAAGCGGCAAAGGAAGAGGUUACUAAGGAACCAACAAUGGGAAGAACAGCGGGACCUUCGGAAACAGAGGCGCAAGGAGAAGAAACAGAAGAGGAAGCUCGAGCGUCAGAAUCAGGCGGAGGAUGGCGUUGACGGAGGCUUCAGGAAACGGGCGCGGAGAGAGGCCACGCCCAGCGCCCUGCGGCUGGUGGUGGACUGCAGCUUUGACAGCCUCAUGAUGCUGAAGGAUGUGAAAAAGCUCCACAAGCAAAUUCAGAGGUGCUAUGCUGAGAAUCGCCGGGCACUGCACCCUGUCCAGUUUUAUCUCACCAGCCACGGUGGACAGUUAAAACAGAACAUGGACGAAAGCAACAAAGGAUGGGUUAAUUGGAAGGACAUCAACAUCAAGUCGGAGCAUUUCAGUGAAAUCUUGAACAAAGAAGAUCUGGUGUAUUUAACAUCUGACUCGCCAAAUGUGCUACAGGAGCUGGAGGAGUCAAAAGCUUAUGUUAUUGGAGGACUUGUGGACCACAAUCACCAUAAGGGAAUUACCUAUCAGAAGGCUCAGGACCUGGGGAUCAACCAUGCUCAGCUUCCGCUUUGCAACUUUGUGAAGAUGAACAGCCGAAAGGUUUUGGCAGUUAACCAUGUGUUUGAGAUCAUACUGGCGUACUUGGAGAAGAAAGACUGGAAGGAGGCCUUCUUCACCGUCCUGCCUCAGCGGAAAGGUGCAGUGCCAGUGGGACAUGAGGGCAGCCUGGCUCAGGACACCUCUCCGGACAAAGGCGAAGAGCAGGAGUCGCUCGACUCGGACAGUGACUCAGAAACAGGCAACACUGUCGCACCAAACUCUGACGCUGAUGUGCAGAGCAAACAAGGAAAACAAGACCAGAGCUACGAGGAAGUGAGCCGCAACAAUUCGGAAGAGUCACCCAGGGAAGGAACCGCAGCAUAGGCAAACAACGCUAUAGAGACCCUGAACAUUUUCUUUUUCAAUAAGUAGCAGAUAUUCACAGAGUUGUAUUUACUGAAUCUACAGAAUGAGGGGCUAUUUUUUUGUUUGUGACAUGAAUUAAGGAACACGAGCAACAAAAUGUGUGGUGCCUGUAGUGCAUUUGUUGACCUGCCUUAUACCUGAUUUUUAAUAUAUGCAUUCAUGGGCCAUGAAUUUCCUGUACAUGCAAGCAAAAGAAUUUAUCUUCUUUUGGAUCUUCUGCAAAGGUGCUGAAGUGUUGUGGUUCCAUUUAUCUUUGAUUUUUAACUUAAAAUGAUUGAUUUGUUUAACCUCUCUUUAAAAUUAUUUGUAUGUAAUUUGUGUUAUUUUAAUACUGCCAAUUUAUGUUAAGAACUUGCUUGUACAGUGUACAACAAAGACAUUGGCUUAAGUCACAGAAAAGACUUCUUCCAGUUAUUCUUGAAGUAAUUUUGAGUACAGUGAUAGCUAAGGUUAUGAUGUAUUCCCAAUUGCCAUAUAUAAUUAAGCCAUGUUACAGGCAAUAUAUCAAUGAGCCUAUUGGUUGUUUUAAACCUGUUAUUUUCUUGACAUCAGUCCUGAACAUUUUUUAUAUUGUAAAUAUCCACCUUCAUAAUAAUCAAAACUGCAUAAAAAGUAAGCAUUCUGCCAUGCAGAAGAGAAAUAUACAAUAAUAUUCUGAAAAUAAAACAUUUUUAAUCUAUAUGGGAUACUGCUGAGAUAUUACUUAUAAAGUUGUUGACUAUAAAGUAGUAGAAAAGGAUGAUCCAUUCACCCCCUUCUAACCCCUUCUUCCAAUUUAGGGUCAUGGAAGAGCCAGAGCCUAUCUUGGCAAGCAACAGGCAUCAUAAGCCAGACAGAGACACAGAUAUACACACACUCACACCUAGGCCUAAUUUUCCCAGAAGCCACUAAACUUAUCAGUAUGUCCUUGGAGUGUGGGAGGAAACUGGAGCACCUGGGGGAGAACAGACAAACUCCACACAGAGAUCACCCCAGGUCUCAGGCUGGGGCCCCAGUGCUGCAAGGCAGCAGUAGUAACAGCUGUGCCACCAUACUGCCCAAGAAGGUUUAUUUCAAAUUAAAAAUACUGGGGAACAAAAGCUCAAAUAAGAAUAUGUUCUAUUUCUGCCAGAAUUCUUCUAUAGCCUAUGAUAUGUUAUUUGAAUUUCAUCACUGAUAAAAUAAUUUGCAUUUAAGAUAAUAUGGAUGCAGCUAUUUUUAACAUGGUUUCGAUGCUUUGAAUGAGUUCUAAGAAAGAAUAUUUUCUACUCAGAGCAUUGUUUUGCCAAGGUUUCCCAGUUCGUAUGACCAUGUCUGUAUGAGUUCAUAAAUAUUUGGUUUGGGGGUGGCACUAUAUAUGUAGCAUAGCACUUGUCAUGGAAGAAGUAAAACGCAAAUCUAAAUCUAAACUCAGAUGUUGCUAUCCAUCAAAAUAAAAUGGCUUCCAAAAAAUGA
Lepisosteus oculatus (spotted gar) is the source of this 3422-nucleotide messenger RNA. It is a transcript of the gene trmt10a, whose product is annotated as tRNA methyltransferase 10A. Gene Ontology annotation, cellular component: cytosol; nucleoplasm; nucleus. Gene Ontology annotation, molecular function: methyltransferase activity; tRNA binding. Gene Ontology annotation, biological process: tRNA N1-guanine methylation. The record is from RefSeq and is a predicted model, not a curated record. Lineage: Eukaryota; Metazoa; Chordata; Actinopteri; Semionotiformes; Lepisosteidae.